CUGUCACAGAAGGUCUCUGAUUCCUCCUCUUCUUCUUCUUCUUCUUCUUCGCUAAUAUGUCACAUUAAUAUCAUUUUUUGCCUUCCUUUUGAACAUGUUGACGAGAGGACUGGUUCCGGCCAGUUUAUUACCUUCAUAGAACAGUGUCUGCAGAACCUCCACCCAGACUACACCCUGUCAGGAAUGCAGCAGAGCAACUAACGUCAGGCUUUUGGCACAUUUAACAGUCAGUCCUUUUCAUACAAGCUCGGUUGGUUACCUCUAAUGCUCUGGCUUUGCUCGUUUAGUUAACGUUACACUGUUAAGUUGUACAUGUACCUGAUGAAGUGUAAGUUUAAGUGUCAGUUGGCACAGACAGAUGUUGCGAAUUAUAAAAACAUCUGCCAAAAGAUCCAACUUUACUGACUCCCAAAUUCAACCUUUGGUGUGUGCACAUUACAGAUGCAGGAUGCGGUGUUGUCCCAGCUCAGCGCUUCACCUGCUGCGGUGUGUGCGGUUCCGGUCAUGUGCCAGGAGAGGAAGAAACAAACUGCCGUCAUGGAUUAAGGAAAUAUGGGCUUACAUUAAACUGCUGGUACAGUCAUUGUACUUUAACUCCCUCACAGACUCAGAUGUGGUUUUCGACUCAAUCUUUGAACCAGCGUUUUGGACUGUGGACUAUGUCACCCGCUGGUUUGGCAGGGUGUUUGUUUCUCUGGUCGUGGUACUGGUGAGCUCCGUCUUGGUGAUAGUGUAUGUGGUCCUACUGCCUUUUGUCCUUACCACAUACUCCCCUGUAUGGAUUGCUUGGCACCUUUGUUAUGGACAUUGGAACCUCGUCAUGAUUGUUUUCCAUUACUACAUGGCCACCAAGACUCCCCCUGGGUAUCCCCCUACAGAAAAAAAUGACAGUCCAUUUGUGGCAGUCUGCAAAAGAUGCGUCAUGCCCAAACCAGCAAGAACACACCACUGUGGUAUCUGUAACAGGUGCAUUCUGAAAAUGGACCAUCAUUGUCCCUGGCUGAAUAACUGCGUGGGCCAUUUAAACCACCGUUACUUCUUCUCCUUCUGCGUUGCCCUGGCCUUGGGCUGCAUCUACUGCAGCAUCAGUGGCAGAAACCUGUUCCUAGAUGCAUACCAUGCUAUUGAGCGCUUUAAGCAUUUGGAUGUGGAAAAGCCCGGGGUGCCGGUAACAGGGAUGGGACUUCUCAUAGGGCUUCUUCCGCCUGGCCAGACCACCUAUCAGACAGCUGCACCUCCGUACACCUUAAAGGAUAAGAUCGUUAAUAAGAGCAUCAUCUACAUGUGGGUGCUUACCAGCACUGUGGGAGUGGCCCUCGGAGCUCUGACCAUGUGGCAUGCAGUUCUCAUAUCCAGAGGAGAGACCAGCAUCGAAAGACACUUAAACAGCAAAGAAAGACAACGAAUGGAAAAACGUGGACGGGUUUACAAAAACCCUUACAACUAUGGCAAGCUGAAUAACUGGAAAAUCUUCCUUGGCGUUCAGAAGAGAAGUCACUGGUUGACGCGUGUUAUCAUCCCCUCUGGACACGCCCCGCUCAGUGAUGGUUUGAAAUGGGAUGUCUGCCCACUUAAAAAGGACUUAAUACCUGUAUGACAGACUCUACUCAGGCAUACCUGUAGCCUAAUUCAGCAGUCUUUGCUGUGUUCAACCUGCUCUGGUUGUUUGAUGGUCCUUGCAUGGUGGCUCCAUACAGCUGAAGAAAUGGGGUCAUUUCAACCUCCAAUACCUCAAAGACUUGCAGUGGCAUCGCUCACGAUGCUCAUGAUUUUUCACCAGUGAAAAGGCAAUGUGUCAUGGAAGGUCUCUCUCCACUAGGUUUUACUUACAGAUGGGUCUUACUUGACUCGGAGCAUUGUGAAAACCAGAGCAGCACCAUGAUAAUGUGUUAUUUAUCUGUAUUUUGUACCUGUUAAGUUAAUAAAUCUUUAUAAAUUGCUUUAUUUAAA
Sebastes umbrosus (honeycomb rockfish) is the source of this 1950-nucleotide messenger RNA. RefSeq names its product zinc finger DHHC-type palmitoyltransferase 16a (gene zdhhc16a). Gene Ontology annotation, cellular component: Golgi apparatus. Gene Ontology annotation, biological process: protein palmitoylation. The record is from RefSeq and is a predicted model, not a curated record. The coding region runs from base 359 to 1597 and encodes 412 amino acids. Gene Ontology annotation, molecular function: palmitoyltransferase activity. The transcript is spliced from 12 exons. NCBI's taxonomy places the organism in Eukaryota, Metazoa, Chordata, Actinopteri, Perciformes, Sebastidae.